Molecule: messenger RNA, 471 nt
Organism: [Torrubiella] hemipterigena
Lineage: Eukaryota; Fungi; Ascomycota; Sordariomycetes; Hypocreales; Clavicipitaceae
Source: the annotation of a GenBank genome assembly
AUGCAAAUCACCAGCAUUGCUGCUACUACUACUCUCCUCCUGGCCUCUGGCGCCUUUGCUAUGCCCGCUCAAGGCGAAAUUGAGCAUGCUUUAUCCAAGCGUACCUGCGGCGAACUCAAGGGCACACCUCUCAAGGCUUGCCAGACGGUUUGCAUCGCAGCUUGUGAUGCUGUUACCGACCUCAUUCUGAAAAACUUUUGCAAGACUGCCUGCACUGCUGGCCCGCUUAAGCGAUCUGAUACACAUGCUACUCCUGCACCCAAGGCCCCCAUCAGCUUGGACAGCAUCACAGCAGAUGACCUUGUUGUCCUUGGCCAUGUACUCGGUUCCAAGGAGAACAAGGUUGUCAAGAGGGCUCCUUCAUUUGGCAAGGAAGCCUGCAUUGCUGGUUGUGAGGUUCUCUGCAACUCAACAGUGCUUGCCUUGGCACAGACCAAGUGCCUGAGCGAAUGCAAGCCCAAGUGCAAAUAG